This is a messenger RNA of Melanaphis sacchari, 489 nucleotides long. RefSeq names its product piggyBac transposable element-derived protein 4-like. The transcript has a single exon. The record is from RefSeq and is a predicted model, not a curated record. NCBI's taxonomy places the organism in Eukaryota, Metazoa, Arthropoda, Insecta, Hemiptera, Aphididae. The coding region runs from base 1 to 489 and encodes 162 amino acids.
AUGAUUGAAACAAUAAAUAAACGUGGUCAAACUACAAAAAAACCAGAAAUUGUUAUUGACUAUAACAAAGGAAAAGCUUUGGUUGACAUAUGUGAUCAGAGGUUCUCAUACUACAGUCCACUAAGAAAAUUCAUGAAAUGGUAUAGGAAAGUUGCAAUUGAAAUAAUACUGAGCACUUCAGUUCUAAAUGCCAUAUGUUUAUACAAUAAAGUAAAUAAAACGAAAAUUGGAAUUACUGAAUUUAAAGAAAUGUUGGUAAAAGAUAUGUGUGGUGUUUAUGAAGAAACUAAUAAAGAAGAAGUUGAACACAAACUAUCUAAAUCUGGAAAAAGAACUCGAUGUGUGAAAUGUUACGAUGAAAUGGUAAAACAAGGAGGAAGAAAUCAUGCUCAGCGAAUAACGAAACAAUCAAAUUAUUGGUGUGCAGCUUGCCAGAAAGUGUACUGCAUCGAAUGUUUUUUUGAUGACCACAGAGUCCGGGCAAAAUAA